Colletotrichum chrysophilum is the source of this 1047-nucleotide messenger RNA. RefSeq lists its product as uncharacterized. NCBI's taxonomy places the organism in Eukaryota, Fungi, Ascomycota, Sordariomycetes, Glomerellales, Glomerellaceae. Gene Ontology annotation, molecular function: 3-beta-hydroxy-Delta5-steroid dehydrogenase (NAD+) activity. Gene Ontology annotation, biological process: steroid biosynthetic process. Bases 1 to 1047 code for a protein of 348 amino acids. The transcript is spliced from 2 exons. The record is from RefSeq and is a predicted model, not a curated record.
AUGUCUCUCCCCGAAACCGUAAUCCCCCAAGGCUCCUGGGUUCUCAUCACCGGCGUCACAGGCCACAUAGCAGCACACACGGCCAAACAAUUUCUCCAACGUGGCUUCAAAGUCCGCGGCUCCGUUAGAGAUCUUGAGGCCGCCCAAUGGCUCACUCAGGACGUCUUCAAGUCAUUCGCAGACCGCGGUGAUCUCGAGCUUGUUCACGUACCAGACCUCGGCGCAAAGAACGCCUUCGACGAAGCAACCAAGGGUGUCUCAGCUAUCAAUCACAUAGCCUCAAUCCUCUCAUUCACGAACAAUCCCAGAGAAGUCAUUCCACCCGUCGUCGAGAGCGUCACCUCGAUCCUCGAUGCCGCGGCUCGCGAACCAUCCGUCAAGUCAUUCGUCUACACUAGCUCGAUCGCCGCCGCAGUGGACAUCACUCCGGGCGCAAACGCUCAGCACGCGGGACCGGACGCCUGGAACGAGAAGGCAAUCGAGAUUGCCUGGGCUCCGCCGCCACACCCUGAGAACCAUUGGCACAUGGUCUACCAGGCCAGUAAAGUUGAAGCGGAGAAGGCUGUGUGGGACUUCGUCAAGAAGAACAGUCCUCAUUACAACGUCAACGUUGUAAGCCCGGCGACGGUGUUGGGUGAGGCGCUUCACGAGAAGCAUUUGCUUUCUCCAUACCCCUGGCUCAAGAAUCUGUAUUACGGAAACGAGGAGAUUGGAGGCUUGUUUCAGGCCAUCAUCCAUGUCGACGUCCAAGAUGUUGCGAUCCUCCACCUCGCCGCCGCGCUGGACCCUGACUGCAGCGGCGAACGGCUGCAAGCGUGGGGUGAACACUGCAACAUGAAUGACAUACUUGCGAUUCUGCGGAGGGUCUAUCCGAACAGGAACAUCAUGGACGACUUCAAUAUUCAAACAAAGCUGAAGGUCACGGCUGACUCUGAACGGCCUUUGGCGUUGCUCAAGAAAUGGGGAGGUCAGGAUGGUUGGACAUCACUUGAGAAGAGUGCGAUCAAUGAGAUGGAGGGCGUUCUGAAGUGGUUCCCCGAGGUUUGA